Molecule: messenger RNA, 373 nt
Organism: Staurois parvus
Lineage: Eukaryota; Metazoa; Chordata; Amphibia; Anura; Ranidae
Source: the annotation of a GenBank genome assembly
AUCUUAAUAUAUAAUGUUCUUUCAUUUGUGUUUGCCUCUGCUACAGUUUGACUUCUAUUCAUGGAUACCUAAUGGCCCACCCACCAUGAAAAGACCCCCACCCAGCGCCAAAGGUGUCACUACAAUGAAGACUAUUUUGGAGGCAUUGCCUGAUGUGAACAGUUCAACUGUUGGCAUAAGUGCUGUGUGGGUUCUCAGCAAUGAGCCCAUGGAUAGGAGGCGUCUAGGAUAUUACCCUGAUGAACGUUUUACAGAGAAGACCCCACAACAGUUCAUUAAGAAGUUCCAGGAUCAACUGUCUGAGAUCUCCAAAUGCAUCCAGGAGAGGAACAAGACCAUGUGCCUGCCCUAUCCCUACCUGGACCCAAGUCAG